AGCCGGUAGUCGUGAGUCGUGAGUGCAGGAGGUCCCCAAAAGCUAGCAGAAAAGCAGCCCGCAGAACACACGUUACCCGAGGAGAUCUUCAGAGGCUCGAGCCGCCAACGGAGAUCGCUCAGGAGUGCGCAUUUCUGAUUCCCAACUUUUCAACAGCUGUCAACAUGAGCGGGGACGCGGCGCCGAUAUACACUUCAGAGAAGAAUGGCAACGAUGAAACCGGCGAUGGAUCUCAGGAGAACCCUUUCAAAACGGUUCUGCAGGCGAUGCGAUCCGCGAAGCAAGAGCCGUUCCCUCCAAUAUUCGUCGAUGGAAAAAAGGAUGACGUCAAGUACGAGCCUAUCAGUUCUGCCCAACUGAAGAAAAUCAAGAAAGCCUGGACUCGUGAAGGUUUCAAGAACGCUGACAGGGAGAAACGUGAGGCUGAAGACGCCGAACGCCGCGAGAAGAACUUCGAGGAAGCCAAGAAGAUCACCAUCGAGGAAGACAAAUCAUUACCAGCGGCGAAGCAAGUUAAAAUCCGAGAGCUCCAAGGACAUAAGGACCGGAGAGUUCGAGUUUUCGGUUGGAUUCAUCAUCUGAGACGACAGAGCAAAGCGAUGUUCUUCAUCGUCCUUCGAGACGGUACCGGUUUCCUCCAAUGUGUGAUGAACGACAAGCUCUGCUUGACUCUGGACGCGUUGAAACUCACGACGGAGAGCACGAUACUGAUCACGGGAGUUGUGAAGGAUGUCCUCGCGGGCAAGACAGCGCCAGGAGGUAUCGAAUUGACCGCCGAUUACUGGGAGUUGGUCGGAGAUUCACCGGCGGGGGGCAUGGAUAAUGUUCUGAACGAGGAGAGCCAUGUCGAUGUUCUGCUCGACAACAGACAUCUCGCCCUCCGAGGAGAAACUCUCAGCAAGAUCAUGAGGGCACGCUCGUUCAUCAUGCAGUGUUUCCGCGACCACUUCUUCAGCAAAUAUUACGUCGAAGUCACUCCUCCCACCAUGAUCCAAUGCCAAGUGGAGGGCGGGUCGACCCUUUUCAAAUUCGAUUAUUUCGGCGAGGAAGCUUACCUCACCCAGAGCUCACAGCUUUAUCUCGAAACCAUGCUCCCUGUGUUAGGUGAUGUCUUCUGCGUCGCACAAUCCUACCGGGCAGAGCAAUCGAGAACGCGACGACAUCUCGCUGAGUACACCCACGUCGAAGCCGAGUUCGUGAAUAUUUCUUUUGACGACCUGCUCGACCGGAUUGAAGACAUGAUCGUAGACGUGUCGCAACGCGCCAUGGACUCACCAGCGGGUGAUAUUAUUCGGGAGAUCAACCCGAGCUUCGUCCCACCGAAGAAACCUUUCAGACGAAUGAAGUACACCGAAGCCAUCGAGUACUGUAGACAGAAUGCGAUCAUGAAGGAAGAUGGCACUCAGUUUGAGUUUGGCGACGAUAUUCCCGAGAUGCCAGAGAGGAAAAUGACCGACCAAAUCAACGAGCCGAUCAUGUUGAACAGAUUCCCCGCGGAAAUCAAGAGUUUCUACAUGCCGCGAGACGUUGAAGACAACAGGGUGACCGAGAGCGUCGACGUGCUCAUGCCUGGAGUAGGGGAAAUCGUCGGGGGAUCGAUGAGGAUUUGGAAAAUCGACGAGCUAAUGGCCGGCUUCAAACGGGAAAACAUCGACCCCGCUAACUAUGAUUGGUAUAUCGAUCAGCGUCGAUUCGGAACCUGCCCCCACGGAGGCUUCGGUCUCGGGUUUGAGCGCUUCCUGACUUGGAUGUUGGGUCGCCAUCACAUCCGGGACGUCGUGCUGUACCCUCGCUUCGUGGGAAGAUGCAAACCUUGAUCUUAUCGAAAUAAAUUAUGCGA
Galendromus occidentalis (western predatory mite) is the source of this 1840-nucleotide messenger RNA. It is a transcript of the gene AsnRS, whose product is annotated as asparagine--tRNA ligase. The transcript has 9 exons. Gene Ontology annotation, molecular function: asparagine-tRNA ligase activity; ATP binding; nucleic acid binding. Gene Ontology annotation, biological process: asparaginyl-tRNA aminoacylation. Gene Ontology annotation, cellular component: cytoplasm. Lineage: Eukaryota; Metazoa; Arthropoda; Arachnida; Mesostigmata; Phytoseiidae. The record is from RefSeq and is a predicted model, not a curated record. The coding region runs from base 165 to 1817 and encodes 550 amino acids.